Messenger RNA from Daphnia carinata, 2784 nucleotides. RefSeq names its product mannosyl-oligosaccharide glucosidase-like (gene GCS1). Gene Ontology annotation, biological process: oligosaccharide metabolic process; protein N-linked glycosylation. The transcript is spliced from 5 exons. Gene Ontology annotation, cellular component: endoplasmic reticulum membrane. The coding region runs from base 125 to 2659 and encodes 844 amino acids. NCBI's taxonomy places the organism in Eukaryota, Metazoa, Arthropoda, Branchiopoda, Diplostraca, Daphniidae. Gene Ontology annotation, molecular function: Glc3Man9GlcNAc2 oligosaccharide glucosidase activity. The record is from RefSeq and is a predicted model, not a curated record.
CACGAUCGCAUAAGACGGCGGAUUUAAUAUAAGCCAAAGACUCUUUUCGUUGUUUACAUUCAAGGACUCAUAAACCAAGCGGAUUCAUCCUUGAUCGCUUGUUUUGUUUUCGUUCUGUUGGAAAAUGACAGGUGGAAACAAAAAACCCCAUGUUAUAGGUGCAUCUGAAACCAAGAAGAACAGACCCAAAGUGUUAAAAUCCCCAGAUCAUUCUUCUCACAGUCAUAGUCAUGGGGUUUCAACACUGAGUGCUUCAAAAACGCAACACAAUGGAAGCCUUUACACUGGUUUUGGUGUUGUCGCCAUAGGUAUUGUUUCUUGGUUUGUCUACCAAGGUUAUCUGGAAACACGGGUAAAUAGUCCAUUGACGGAAAACAAGGUGGCUUUCCCCUCUAGUCAUGAUUUUCCUGAAAGAUAUUGGGGUAGUUUUAGACCAGGAGUCUACUUUGGAAUGAAAUCUAGAGAUGCUCAAUCCUUAUUAGCUGGUCUUAUGUGGUUUAUGCCUGAUUUAGCUGCAGCUGGUAAUUUAAAUUUGAGACAUCUUUGUGACCAGGGAGACAACCUGGAGCAAUAUGGCUGGAAAGAGCAUGAUGGAAGAAACUUUGGUGUCCAAGUAAUUAUCGAUAAAUUUAUUCAGUUGGAAACAUCUUUUGUAACCAAACUUGGUGGUAAUCAUGGAGGAGACUGGACUGCUAGAAUACAAGUUGAACCAAGGAUGAAAGAACUGAGGGGGCAACAGGUGACACUGUUUUUUUAUCUAACUUUGGAUGACAACGGAAAAGGAAUACUUCAACCUAUUAGAAUGAUAGAUAACAUAGACACAUCAGGAAUGGAAGCCAAUGAAUCAGUCAAAUUUCUUGGUCUUUCUGCUGUGCAUGGGCAUACUGAAAAGCUCGGAGACUUUCGAGUAAGUUUUCACCAUGCCAAUCAACAAUCAAUCGUGCAUACUGCAUUUCUUAGUACAACUGUUGCAAGCCCACACCUUGUUAAAGAUGCCCUGCAAUCUGGAUUAAGACUAAUGGAAGAUAAGAGGAGCAAGGAGCGUCAUAUCAGUUUAGCCGGAACUCUCUUCGGCAAGGAUGACAAAUUAAAGCAGCCCAAUUUCAUUGUCCAUCAAGUUACCGGAAAAUUACCUCUUCAGCUGGAAAUAGUUUACGAAUCAAACAGCUUUGCUGAACGUGGAACCAUGCUACGUGGAGAAGUGUACGACGCUCUUCUUCAAAAGUACCGGGAACAGUUUCGUACCCAAUUUGAAAGCAAGUUUCGUCUUAACGAAAAAGGUUUCAGUGAAGAGGAACAAGAUUUUGCCAAGUCUGCCAUGAGCAAUCUUGUAGGAGGGAUCGGCUACUUUUAUGGAAGCUCCAAAGUUCAAUCUGUUCACAAUAAAGAACCAGUUCCAUACUGGAACGCUCCACUCUACACAGCUGUGCCAUCACGCAGUUUCUUCCCACGCGGAUUUCUCUGGGACGAAGGAUUCCACAACCUCAUUAUCAGCCAAUGGGAUCGUGAGAUUUCCUUCGACAUCAUGGCGCAUUGGUUCGAUUUGAUGAACGUUGAAGGCUGGAUCCCGCGUGAACAAAUUUUGGGUUCGGAAGCAAGAGCACGCGUACCUGAUGAAUUUGUGGUGCAGAGAAACAACCAAGGUAAUCCACCUACCUUCUUUUUAGUGCUCGAUGCUAUGUUCAAGAACCGCCCCGUGCGAGAUAUUAGCACGCUGGAACUGGAACAACUCAAUCGUUUGUGGCCCCGUCUAGUCUCCUGGUACAACUGGUUCAACACCAGUUUGCAUGGCACUGAACCAGGAUCUUACUACUGGAGAGGUCGUGAUACUGCAUCUGUCCGCGAACUGAACCCCAAAUCUCUUUCAUCUGGAUUGGAUGAUUACCCUAGAGCUUCACAUCCAACAACGUACGAACGCCAUCUUGAUUUACGUUGCUGGAUUACGCUCGCAGCGAAAGUAAUGGCGUCCAUUGCUGAUAUUAUUGGUCGAGAAGGUCGGAAAUACCAUGACACCUUCGUUUUCUUAUCGAACAACGAAUUACUGAACGCACAACACUGGUCAGAAAAAGCCAAGCGUUACGCCGACUAUGGUCUGCAUACGAGUAACGUCACGCUGCGUCGGCCCAAAAGCAUUGCUGGCCAGCCUAAGCCCGACAAAAUCCGAUGGGUUUCAGAAGAGCCUACGCCUCGUUUUGUUGACGAUACAUUUGGAUACGUCAGCCUUUUCCCUCUCAUUAUUGAAAUUCUUAAGCCGGAUUCUCCUCAACUUGGGCAACUACUUCACGACUUGCGGAAUCCUAGCCUGCUGUGGACCAAAUAUGGUCUUCGAAGCUUGUCAAAAUCUUCGCCCUUGUACAACAAGCGGAACACAGAACACGAUCCUCCUUACUGGCGUGGUCCAAUUUGGAUCAAUGUAAAUUAUCUAGUUGCUCGAGCAUUGCACCACUACUCAGUGGUAGAAGGGCCGCAUCAAACUCGAGCGUUGUUGCUCUACAAUGAGCUGCGUGAAAACCUGAUCAGCAACGUUUUACGCGAAUAUCGCAAGACUGGCUACAUUUGGGAGCAAUACAAUGACGCCAAUGGAGCCGGACAAGGCUGCAGGCCUUUUACCGGAUGGUCUACUCUUGUCUUACUACUGAUGUCAGAAACCUACGUCUAAAAAGAAAAGCAAGCGUACAUCGUCCAACGUCAGAAUUGUACAAACAUUUCCCAGAACAUCUAGAAAAGAAGCAAAAAUUAUGUCAUGAGUACAAUUUCUACAGCAAUACACUAUGUGUAUUUGAA